Molecule: messenger RNA, 620 nt
Organism: Chlamydomonas reinhardtii
Lineage: Eukaryota; Viridiplantae; Chlorophyta; Chlorophyceae; Chlamydomonadales; Chlamydomonadaceae
Exons: 1
Coding region: 285-479 (64 amino acids)
Source: RefSeq, a predicted model, not a curated record
AUACUAUGGCCGCGCCUGUUGUGAGUGCCCAGCGCGCCCCAAGCGUUACACCGACUCCCGGCCUCAGCUGGGAGCUACGUGACCACGGUGAAUUAUAUGAAGGAGCUGAAGCAGUGUGUGUGUGUGUUGGCAGGUGGCGUGUGUUGCUUGAUGGGGUGGGCACGGCCCUGGCCUCAUAUGCUGCGGGCAAGCUGUGGUGCCUGCUGUGCCUGGCGCUGCGGCCGGCCAGGCCAGGCAAGCCGAGUAAGGGGCGUUCCAGCGUUUGCUGCCAUAGUUGCCGCACUAUGUUUAUAGUCAAUGAUGGCUUUGUUAUUCGCAAGAAAGGUGGCAAGUGCAUGGGCAAGCUGACGGAGCUGGCGGUGGUGGCGCGCAAGGUGAUUGCGAAGGCGGCGGCUAAGGAGAAGGAGAAGCAGCAGCUGGCGGAGGAGGAGAAGGCGAAGCAGGCUAAGGAGGUGCUGAUCAUUAGCGACAGUGACUGAGGCGUCAUAGGUUUAGACAAGAACUAACAGGAGAAUUGCAGGGAAGCGCUGUGGCACGGUGCCGCGUACUGCCAUCAUGUACGAGGCAGUGAGGCGGCGAGGCAGUGAAGCGGUGUAUAUGAUAUGUAAACACUCCUGCUC